CAGCGCUUUGGAUACAUGGGGCAAAAUGUUCUCGUCCUCGUGUGUUUCUCCCCGGACCUUUUACGGCAACAGACCGAGUUCCGGUUUCUGAUGUCUGUUGCCUGCGCAUGUUGCCGAGUGUAGCUUCUGUCAAAGUUGUAGCUGUAGCCCACCUCAACUUCCACUAUGGGCAUCUUGGAAAAAAUCGCGGAAAUAGAGAAAGAAAUUUCUCGGACACAGAAAAACAAAGCAACCGAGUACCAUCUGGGUUUGCUCAAGGCCAAGCUAGCCAAAUACAGAGCUCAGCUUCUGGAGCCCUCCAAGUCAGCGGGGCCCAAAGGCGAGGGCUUCGAUGUGAUGAAAUCAGGAGAUGCUCGUGUUGCUCUUAUCGGUUUCCCCUCUGUGGGUAAGUCCACCUUUCUAAGCUUGAUGACAUCAACUGCCAGUGAAGCUGCCUCCUAUGAGUUCACGACUCUCACCUGUAUACCUGGUGUCAUAGAGUACAAAGGGGCCAACAUCCAGUUGUUAGAUCUGCCAGGAAUCAUUGAGGGUGCUGCCCAAGGUAAAGGUAGAGGUCGACAAGUCAUCGCUGUUGCCAGGACAUCAGAUGUUGUCAUCAUGAUGUUGGAUGCCACCAAAGGAGAUGUUCAAAGGACACUUCUAGAAAAAGAGUUGGAGUCAGUGGGCAUCAGACUCAACAGAACAAAACCAAAUAUUUAUUUCAAGCCCAAGAAAGGUGGUGGCCUCUCCUACAACUCCACUGUUCCUCUCACUCACUGCUCAGAGAAGCUCGUUCAGCUCAUUCUUCACGAAUACAAAAUCUUUAAUGCAGAAGUCCUGUUCAGGGAGGACAGCACACCAGAUGAGUUCAUUGAUGUCAUCGUUGGGAACAGAGUCUACAUGCCUUGUCUAUAUGUGUACAACAAGGUGGAUCAAAUCUCCAUCGAGGAGGUGGACCGUCUGGCACGCAGACCUCACAGUGUCGUCAUCAGUUGUGGGAUGAAGCUGAACCUGGAUUACCUUCUGGAGACGCUGUGGGAAUACUUGGCCCUGAUUUGCAUUUAUACUAAGAAAAGAGGAGAGCGCCCAGACUUUAAUGAUGCCAUCAUCAUGAGAAGAGGAGCAAGCGUAGAACAUGUGUGCCAUCGAAUCCACAGAACGUUAGCCAGCCAGUUCAAAUAUGCCCUGGUUUGGGGAACAAGUACCAAGUACAGCCCUCAGAGAGUGGGCCUAACACACAUCAUGGAGCAUGAGGACGUCAUCCAGAUCGUUAAGAAGUAAAACAAGCUUCUGAUUGGACAGAAGAGACGCAGCAGGAGAGGAUUAACAACUUAACUGUACAAUAACUUUACAGCAAAGAAAAAUAGUCACCAUCCUUAUUUUGUAUAUGAAAUCUAACAGGAACAACGAUUCGAAGAUUCAUUGAGACCAACUAUAUCAGAGUUGGUUGUGGACAGAAGCUGGUGUAUUUUACCUUUUGAUUUGACAAUGAUACAAGAUAAGAGACAUUGAUUCAGAGCAAGAAAAGGCUGGAAUAAAGUCAAUAAAACAUUUAAUAAGUC
Messenger RNA from Acanthochromis polyacanthus (spiny chromis), 1541 nucleotides. RefSeq names its product developmentally regulated GTP binding protein 2 (gene drg2). NCBI's taxonomy places the organism in Eukaryota, Metazoa, Chordata, Actinopteri, Pomacentridae. Gene Ontology annotation, cellular component: cytoplasm. The record is from RefSeq and is a predicted model, not a curated record. Gene Ontology annotation, biological process: cytoplasmic translation. The coding region runs from base 166 to 1260 and encodes 364 amino acids. The transcript is spliced from 14 exons. Gene Ontology annotation, molecular function: GTPase activity; GTP binding.